UUUGUUGAUAAUCGAUGCAAUAGAUUGAAUAAGAAUAGUAGUAAACUCAGGGAAUUUUUAAACUGAGACCUGAAUUAAUAGGAAAGAUCUUCAAUUUUCUAGAAUAUAAAUAGAUAUUAAAAUUAAGAUGCUUGAGCAAAAAGGCUGAUUAAACAAUCUAAGCUGUUUUAUCAAAUAGAUUGGAUAAAAUAAAAAAGCAAGUUGAAAAAUUUCAACUUGAAAUGUAGCCAAUUAAGGAUUAUGUUUUUGGAGAAUUAGCUGGAGAAUUAAACAAUGAAUUCAUGACCACAAGAAUGAAUAUAAUCAAUGCUGUAAAUAAAAUGGAUUUUUAAUCAUAAUAAUUUAAAGAUGCAUUUGAAAAGAAUCCUGUAGGAAUAAAAAUUUCUGAAUAUCUUAAAUUAUUAUUUAAGGAUAAUUAUGAAAGUUUAUGGAGAUUCAAAGUCGAAGCAAUUUCAGAGGAAUAAUUUGCAUAAUUACAUUCAAUAUUAGAAAUUGAAAAUGAAUUAUAAGGAAGUCCAAGUCUUUGUUAAGAUAUGUACAAUGUUUUUUUAGAUAUUAUCAGGCUUCGAUCUAUGAGAUUCAUGAAUGGUAAAAAAUUAUUAUUAUUUAGAAUGGCAUAAAUAAUACAAAAUUGAUAUCAUUUGUGAUGAAUGGAUUGAAAAGUAAUGUUAAAUUGAAGCAAUAUUGGCUCGUAUCAGGUAGACUGAAUUAGAAAAAGAAUUUCAAGAUAAAUGA
Molecule: messenger RNA, 735 nt
Organism: Paramecium sonneborni
Lineage: Eukaryota; Ciliophora; Oligohymenophorea; Peniculida; Parameciidae
Source: the annotation of a GenBank genome assembly